AUGGGCUGGGCACGUGCUUCUCUCUUCUUUAUACCACGUAGCCAGUUUAGUCUGGUUGUGGCUCGUCUGCAAUGGGAUUGCAAAUGCAGUUGCUUUGCUUCCUCCAUAGGCACAUGGAGCAUGACAUUUCUAAUAUCUGCCCUGCCUUCCGUUGCCUCUUCUUCUUCAUCUGGGUUAAGAUUAAGAGCGUCCAAAGUGGCUGUGCUGCGCUCUUUUACUGGCCUUUCUCCUCCUAAACCCCUUCUCCGCACUAUUGCUUCACCAGAAUUUAGCAGCUUUGAGCAUUGUUUUACUACUAUUGACAAUGGCAGUCGAGUUUUUGCCAUGAGACAUGGGAGGCGAGUCCCCAAACUCCCCCUGACCAACUCCGGGGCACUGCUGCAAGACCUCACAACUCAGCUUCUUAGACACGGUCAUAUCAAAACUACUAGAGCCAGGGCAAUUGCAAUGUGGAAGUACAUUGAUAAGAUGAUCACAUUGGCAAAGGAUGGGAACUCUUCAUAA
This is a messenger RNA of Prunus armeniaca (apricot), 504 nucleotides long. The record is from the annotation of a GenBank genome assembly. NCBI's taxonomy places the organism in Eukaryota, Viridiplantae, Streptophyta, Magnoliopsida, Rosales, Rosaceae.